AUGCAACGUCCACCACCAAUUCCUAUUUUAAAUCGUAAUUCAAUGGAAUAUCGAUCUGGAGGAAAUUUAUUAAAUUCUAUUACACCAUGUAAAGAAUAUUAUACUCAUGAUUCUUAUGGAAAAUCAAAAUAUUGUAUUGAAGUAGAUUUACAAGGUUAUCCAGAAGAAAGUAUACGAAUUACAAGACAAUCACAAGAUGUUACAAUAAGUUUAAAUCAUGAAGAGAUUAAACCAACUGGUGAAAAAUAUAAACAAGAAUUUAGACGUGAAAUACAAUUACCACAAUCUGUUGAUUUAAAUACAUUGAAAAGUACUAUUUUAAAUAAAAAUACAUUAUUAUUAUGUGCUGAUGUAAAUAGACGUGAACAACCAAUUUUAAAAAGUUCACAAAUGAGUCCUAAUUCAAAACGUCAUAUUAAUUGGGGAUUAUCAUGUUCCCCAAUAUAUCGUAAUUCAUUAACAGAUUCACCUAGAUUACGUACAUCAUUUUCUAGUGAAACACGACAUCGUAAUUCAUCAUUUACAAAUUUAUCAAAUAAUUUUAAUAAAUCAUUUCAUGUGAAAAAAACUAAUCCAUUAAAUUAUCCAAAUACAAAUAGAUUAUCAAAUCAUUAUAGUAGAAGUAAUUCUUUUACAAAAACAGAACCAAUUCAUAUACCUGUACGUGUUGAAACUAAUCAAACUUAUCAUCAAUCAACUCCUAUCAAUAAUGUACAAAAUAUUCGUGUUGAAGUAGGAAAAAAUCAAUCAACUUAUUUGAAACAAUCUUCUAAACCAUUAACUUUAAAUCAUCAUCAAUCUCAAUCACCAUUCUUACAGAAUACUCAUCCUAAUAAUAAUCAUAAUUAUUAUUAUCAAAAUGAACAUAAAUUACUAAAUAAUAAUACACUGAAAUCUCAACGUCCAUUACAUAUACUCCCAGUUACAAAUAAUUUCGAUGAGAAUGAUUCUAUGAACAAUAUAUCAAUACAAAAUCAAUAUAAUAAUCCAAUUAAUCGAUUAAUCAAUCAUACAACAUCGACAGUAGCAACAACAACAAUACCAAAUACUACUACUACUAUUAACAAUAAUAGUAAUCAUUUAACUAAACCAACAAAAUUUUAUACACAAAGUAUGAAAGUUGGUUUAGAUGUUAAACCAGAAGAUUUAAAUAUUCAUUUAAAAAAUGGUUUACUUACAAUAAUGAUUAAACAAAAAGGUAAUAAUAUUGAAAAUAAUCAUAAAACUAAAAUUGCACGUGAAUUUUUACAUGAAAAUACAAUACCAAUUAAUGUAGAUCAUAAUAAAUUAAUAGCAAAAUUAGAUAAUGGUCUAUUAAUAUGGGAAGCACCAUAUAUGACAACUACAUCAACUAUAUCAUCAAUAACAGGUGAUUUAAUUGAUAUACCAGGAUAA
Molecule: messenger RNA, 1395 nt
Organism: Schistosoma rodhaini
Lineage: Eukaryota; Metazoa; Platyhelminthes; Trematoda; Strigeidida; Schistosomatidae
Source: the annotation of a GenBank genome assembly